Punica granatum (pomegranate) is the source of this 2226-nucleotide messenger RNA. Lineage: Eukaryota; Viridiplantae; Streptophyta; Magnoliopsida; Myrtales; Lythraceae. The record is from RefSeq and is a predicted model, not a curated record.
UGUCUUUCUCUCCCCUAAUAAGAGUCAAGAGAGACUUUCACAGUACAUCAGAGCUCUCUCUCUCUCUCUCUCUUCCUUCCUGACUUCUCCAUUAAAGAAAAAGAAAGGGGUCCUUGUCUUCACACUAUAGACUGCUACUCUUACUACAUUCAUUCAUUCAUUCAUGUAAGCACCCCCCUCAACCCCUUUAAUUCAAAAGCCCCUUCUUUUUCCCCCAUCCUCCCCCCUUUCCUUUCCCCUGCAUUCCCCAAAACCCUAGAUUUGCAGAGUCUAGGGUUUUGUUUCCCUCUUCCUCUUCCUCUUCCGCUUCCUCUUCUUGUUUGGUGGGGGCUUUACAGCUCACGCUCUGCUUCGGGUCCUUGUCUUUAAUUGGUCUCUCCGGGGGUGGGAUUUGUUCGACUCUCCCAGCUGUGCUUGCUCUUUGAAUGUUCUUGGUUUUAGUUGAAUAAUAAUGCUGUUAGGACCCCUUUGAAGAGCCACCCCGACCAUCCUUCUUUUAUCUUUUUGUGAAGAUUCAGCGGUCGGGGUACCCAAAAAAGAAAAAAAAAGUUUUUGGGGACCUUGCUUCUGCCCUCAGUUUCAUCUCAUUCUUGUUGGGUUUUGUCCUUUCUUUGUUGUUUGUGAGCUUCCGUUCAAGAAAGAUGAGAUCUUUUGCUUGAUGGGUACCCCUUGAUGCUUCAGCUUAGCUCAGCUCGUUCGCUAGGUUUCCCCUGAAACCCUCUGCCCUGUGGUCUCCUCUUUGCCUCGUAGUUUUAGCCGGUGAAUUUGUCUUCUUUAGCUUCGAUUCGAGGUUUGAGCUCGUUAGCUUUUAGGUUCUAGGCAUUGUAAAUGCAUGGAUGGAAGAGAAGCCAUGGCAAUAUCUGGUGGAUCAGCUCAGUAUUUCAUACACAAAGCAGGGUUAGGGUCUGGCUCUGGGCAACAACCCAGUGGGAUGAAUGCACCGCCGCCUCAUUUUAGGGCACUGUCGAACACCCACCAUCAUCAUGUUCAGGCUGCAGCUGCCGCUGCUCAGUCCAGUAUCCGUACAACCUUGGGUGGGCAGGCAUUCGCGGUGGAGCCACCACCGCCACCAACACAUGGUGGCUUUGGCCGCGGGAACAUUUCCAUUGGCACAUCUUCUGCUGGUCCGCCUUCUGGUGAACAGCCCCCGAAGAAGAAGAGGGGGAGGCCCAGGAAAUACGGGCCUGAUGGUAAGGUGGCUCUGGGCCUUCUGCCCAUGUCGGGAGCCGCUCCUACUUCCACGCCUGGCUCAGUCACGCCUUUGCCAAAGAAGGCCCGAGGACGCCCACCUGGGUCCGGGCGGAAGCAACGAUUAGCAGCAGUUGGUGAAUGGAUGAAUGCUUCAGCUGGACUUGCUUUUGCACCACAUGUGAUCAGAGUAGGAGCUGGGGAGGAUGUUGCAGCAAAGAUUUUGUCUUUCUCCCAACAGAGGCCAAGAGCUAUCUGCAUAUUAUCUGGCUGUGGCACAAUUUCUUUGGUGACUCUUAGGCAACCCGCAUCUUCUGGUGGCACAAUCACAUACGAGGGCCGAUUCGAGAUAUUGUGCUUGUCGGGUUCAUAUUUGCUCGCUGAAGAAGGUGGCCCCCGUAACCGAACUGGAGGUAUAAGUGUUUCGCUCUCAAGUCCCGAUGGCCAUGUUAUUGGUGGCAGUGUUGGGAUGCUUAUUGCAGCGGGUCCCGUCCAGGUGGUUAUAUGCAGUUUUGUAUACGGCAGCUCCAAGGCCAAGGAUAAGCAGAUCGUGGUUGCGGCUCCUAAAGUUGAGGAAGACUCCUCCAAAUCCCAGUCUGGGGAAAGAUCCUUUGCUUUAAGCAGUGGGCCCACUCAGAACUUUGCAUCAUCUGCCAUUGGUGUUUGGCAGAAUUCCCAGCCCACCGUUGAUCUGAAACAUCUCCACACCGGGAUUGACUUGACGCGUGGCUGACGAUGUGGGCCCUGCCAAUUUUGUAUAUAUUCGCGCCGUUGUUGUUGUAUAUUUGAACUGAGUGAGAUUGGUAGUAGGGGAUUGGUCCCAUAGUUAACCUCUCUAUUUGUUUCUCAGGAUUGCUGGCUCGUCGCUAACUUGCUUGAAUGAACUGUUGGUCGCCUAUUUUAUUGUUGUGAUGUAGGGAUGGUACUCUGAGGGAACUUAUUUUCAAGAGUUUCUUUAACUGUCAGAGAGAAGCUAGCCUAAUUGUGUGCUGAAAUAUGAUAUUUUCGAUGUUUUAUCAGAUCAAGCAUGGCAUUAAA